Orbicella faveolata is the source of this 1183-nucleotide messenger RNA. RefSeq lists its product as uncharacterized. The record is from RefSeq and is a predicted model, not a curated record. Gene Ontology annotation, cellular component: lysosomal membrane; plasma membrane. Lineage: Eukaryota; Metazoa; Cnidaria; Anthozoa; Scleractinia; Merulinidae. Gene Ontology annotation, molecular function: heme binding; heme transmembrane transporter activity. Gene Ontology annotation, biological process: heme transport.
UUUUGACUUGUUUGUAGUAGAAAUUUCGCGCCAAACGUUGUCAUGGCGAUUUUGUAAUUUCGCGCCAAAAUUAAGGACUUAUUUGUCACCCAUGACACCACUGGUAAAAUUAUCGUUAAAAAUAAGCGAAAAUCGCUUACGGUAUUUUUAUAGUCAACUGUAUUUCUUAAUUUAUUCUUAUUAAAAUCAUCUUUAGCCUCAAUAACCCCUGAACUUUUAGUAGGCAAACCACCCUCCCCUCCCCAGUGCAAAAAGUCACGUGCUUGAUCUCGCAAACGUUUGAGUCCUCUUCGUUAUACUGUCGUUUUCCAGGCUUUUAUUUAUCGCCAUGGGAGAGCGUCUGAAACGGGCCUGGACAGGCUACAAGAGUUACAAGUUAGUACUGCGGAUAAUUGCGGCGUUUGUGGGAAUCACUGUAGGGAUUGCUGGCUGUAUAGUUUUUGCCAUGGUUUAUCACAACUACAAUGCUGCUAGCUGGGCUGGUGUGUCAGCAAUUUUUGCCACUGUUUUCCUCCACUUGCAUUUUGCUGUCCGCCGCGAUCUUGAACGAGUCAUUACAAGAAACAAAUUCAAUGUGAUAAUGUGGAUUGGCUUCGGCGGUUUGUGGUCUGGAAUUAUUGGAUUUAUCAUAAAUAUUGCCUUUGGAGUGAAAAAUCACGAAAGUGGAGUAAAUACCAAUAGGAACUUCAUUGUAUGUGUUUGGAACUUUAUGACUUUCAAAUGGGGCUUGCUUACCUUCCUGGCAGCGAGAAAGUUCAGAAAGAUUUAUUACGAAGUAGAUCCUCAAAGUCGUGGAUUGGUGCAGAGUGCAUAACUUAAGCAGACUACAUCAUUGCUAGCUCCUGACAUAUUGACAUCAAUCAACCCUAAGAUGACCUUGGUGGGAAUAAUGAACUACUACUAACAGUAAAUAAUAAAAUGUAUGGCUAAUUGCUAGGUCCCAAAUGAUAAAUACAGGCUGGGUUAUUUGCACCUUUUUCGUCGUUGAAUUUGAUAGGGAGAAUUCAAGCCCUGGAAAGUCCUUGAAGAGUGAAUUUCAGAUGCAUGAAAUUCCUGGAAUUUUCAUAAGCUUUGCAAACUCCAAAAUGAACACUGAAAAUAAGUCUAGCUUUUAUUGUGCAACUGUACUGAUUUGUAGCGUAUGAAUAACAGUGACUUGAGUCACGAGUAUGACAACUCCAAA